AAAAAAAAAAAAUGAUUGAAUAACGUAAGCAAGCAUGUGAUUCCAAGAGGGAAAAGCAAAUCGAAAAAGCACUGAUUCGUUGUAAAGAAAGAACACGAAAGUGAGUUAUUGCAACUGAGAAUCCAAAUUAAACAGCUGAACUGGGGAACCUCGUCUCUCGCCGGAGAUCCACCAUGGCCGCAAGUUCCGCCACCUCCUCCACCGUUUCUCACCAGAAUCCAACCUUCUCCCCCGAUUUCCCUUCCAGAAUUCCCCUUACUUCCGAUCAGGUCAACCACUGCACCAAAGCACUCGCACUGUUGAAGAACAAGCUCCGAAACCCCGACACUAUCUUACAAGAGUUCCUUCACUUGCAGGCAAAUAGGAUUACGCUGAGUGAGUCCACGAGAAGAUGCAACGUUGCUCUUAAUUCUGUUAAUAUCAACAAAAACCGAUAUAAAGAUGUUAUACCAUUUGACAAGAACAGGGUUGUUCUUAAUUCAAGUUCAGAUUAUAGGUCUGAAUCACUGGGGUAUAUCAAUGCAAGCUUUAUCUUGACUUCUUCCACUGGAACUGUGUCUGAGUUUAUAGCCACACAAGGUCCAUUGCCACACACUUAUGAGGAUUUCUGGGAAAUGAUAAUGCAAUAUAACUGCCCUGCAAUAGUGAUGCUUACUAAGUUGGUCGACAAUUACAAGAUGGUGAAGUGUGGAGAUUAUUUUCAAUCUGAAGAUAGACCUAGAGAAUUUGGUAAUAUCUCGCUUGCAUGUAAAUGGACGAAAACUACUGAAACUUCACUUGUACUGCGUCAUCUGGAGGUGAACCAUAAAGAGGUAGAAGAUACACCAUUAUCUGUUUUUCAUAUUCAGUAUCCUGAGUGGCCUGACCAUGGAGUCCCAAACGAUACUUUGGCUGUGCGUGAAAUUUUGAAAAGAUUAUACCAUUUGCCACCAAACCUUGGCCCAAUAGUGGUGCACUGCAGUGCAGGUAUUGGUAGAACUGGAACAUACUGCACAAUUCACAGCACAAUUCAGAGAAUACUUGCUGGCGAUAUUUCUGCUAUAGAUAUUGCUAAUACAGUAUCUGUGUUCCGGUCUCAGCGAAUUGGAAUGGUUCAGACUCAGGAUCAGUACAUCUUUUGCUAUGAAGCUAUCAUAGAUGAACUUGAAGACCUUGUAUCUCAACAAUAAUGAGAGUAGAAGGUGCUAGAUCAAAGGAUGUUAAGCUGCUUGCCUCAUUCUGAAGCCAACUUUCAAUUCUUCCAUUUUCUAGUUGGGUCCUGCAAUGCUUAUGUUUCCCAGCAGCUGACUCUGAAGCAUCAGCAUUCUGGAGAUUUUAUGAUUUUCUCUGAACUCAGUUUAUUCUCAUUAUUGUGGAACAGAAGGACACAAAUGACCUUAAUAAUCUAAAGUCCAUUGUAAUCUUGUUAUUAUUUUUCUUCAUUUAACCCUA
Messenger RNA from Medicago truncatula (barrel medic), 1431 nucleotides. RefSeq names its product protein-tyrosine-phosphatase PTP1. Lineage: Eukaryota; Viridiplantae; Streptophyta; Magnoliopsida; Fabales; Fabaceae. The transcript is spliced from 9 exons. Gene Ontology annotation, molecular function: protein tyrosine phosphatase activity. Bases 174 to 1169 code for a protein of 331 amino acids. The record is from RefSeq and is a predicted model, not a curated record. Gene Ontology annotation, biological process: protein dephosphorylation.